AUGGGGAAGCUUGUAGUGUGCUUGUUCUACGUGUCCCUUACAGUCGUCGUAGGCUUUGUGAGUGGACAGCCGAUAACCUCAUGCAGUCAGACCCCGUAUCCAGAUGUCUGCAGCUCUGUUCUCAGUUCUGCUUCCCUUGCUGCCGAGGGCAAGACGACGUUCAGCUUUGCCCAGCUUAGCCUGCGCGCGGCCAUGCAACGAGCAAAGCUGAUUCGUACCCAGGCCUCGGCCGUUGAUCUUCAAAAGCUAGAUCCGCGGAGCAGGGCAGCCUGGCAGGAUUGCCUGGAGCUCUCUGAUCAGACAAUCAGCCACCUUAACCGGUUGGUGGGUUCAACGACGACGACGCCCUCCGACGACGAGCUGACAUGGCUGAGCGCCACCAUCGCCGACCACCAGACCUGCCUGAACGGGUUCCAGGACUUUGACCUGGGGUCUCGCUUGGCGUCCUCGCCUUUCGCUUCGAGCAACAUCUCGCAGAUGCUCAGCAACUCGCUCGCCGUGACCAAGUCGAAUGUCAUCACUAAUCUUGGCGGCGGUAGCCGGCGGCUGCUCUCGCAGGGAUUCCCUACUUGGGUCUCCGCUGCCGAUCGGAAGCUACUCCAGAGCUCGUCGGUGAAGGCUGACGUUGUGGUGGCGAAGGACGGCUCUGGGAAUUACAAGACGAUCUCGGAGGCGGUGGCGGCCGCCUCGAAGCGGAGCGGCAGCGGCAGAUUCGUCAUCCAGGUGAAAGCCGGGGUUUACAGCGAGAACGUACAGAUCACGGGGAAGAAUAUCAUGCUCGUCGGCGACGGGAUCGAUCAAACCGUCGUCACGGGGAACAAGAAUGUCCAAGAUGGCUCCACGACUUUCCAAUCGGCGACCGUUGGUAAGUUAUAUCUCUUCCUCAAGAAUUCCUUGCGUAAUAUUUAUUUAAAAUUUAUUCAUCAAAAUAGCACACAUAAAAAGAAUAUUGCUAUUGAGAGUUAUCCUAACAUAACAAAAAGCAUAGACUACCGUACCUGGAGCUAGAUUAUCUGCUAGUCUUAGCAGAUAAUCUGUAAGUAUAUUAGGUUACCAAGAACGUCUAAACUCACUGGGUCAACCAAUAACCCACAAAGUCUAAUACUUUGGAUGGGAUCUCAGCAGCAUCACGGCUGGACAAAGAGGUUUUUAAAGGCUUUAAACGACGAAUGAUAUCGCCAUGUGAGUGGAUAGAUUGUCUGAGAAAUAAAUAUGAAGAAGCUUUCGUAACAGAUGUAAUAAUAUAUAUUAUUCAUCCUUCCAUUACGGGUAUUGUGAAGCGUGAGACGGCAAGAAACCCGUGGCAUCUUCUUUUUUUUUUCUGCUAGACUAAACCAGUCGAAUGUUUGUGUUCAUCUUCGGGGCUGACGUCACUUACUUUAUCUCUUCCUCCUCUCAGCGGCCGUCGGCGAUGGGUUCAUCGCGAGGGACAUCACCUUCCAGAACACGGCGGGGGCGGCGAAGCACCAGGCGGUGGCUUUCCGCUCCGGCGCGGACCUCUCCGUCUUCUACCGCUGCAGCUUCAAGGGCUAUCAGGACACGCUCUACGUGCACUCCCAGCGCCAGUUCUACCGCGACUGCGACAUCUACGGCACCGUCGACUUCAUCUUCGGCGACGCUGUGACAGUCCUCCAGAACUGCAACAUCUUCGUGCGGAAGCCGAUGAGCAACCAGAAGAAUACCAUCACGGCGCAGGGCCGAUCGGACCCCAACGAGAACACUGGCAUCUCCAUCCACAACUCGAGGGUGACGGCGGCAUCGGACCUGAAGCCGGUGCAGGGUUCCUUCAAGACCUUCCUCGGCCGGCCAUGGAAGCAGUACUCGCGCACCGUGUUCAUGAAAAGCACCCUGGACGGGCUCAUCGACCCGGCGGGGUGGCUCGAGUGGAGCGGGAGCUUCGCCCUGAAGACGCUCUACUACGGAGAGUACCAGAACACCGGCGCCGGCGCCGGCACCAGCGGCCGCGUGAAGUGGGGCGGGUACCGCGUGAUCACCAGCGCGACGGAGGCCGGGAAGUUCACCGUGGGAAGCUUCUUGGGGGGCAGCUCAUGGAUUCCGGCCACCGGGGUCCCUUUUACCUCCGGGCUUUAA
Messenger RNA from Spirodela intermedia, 2091 nucleotides. NCBI's taxonomy places the organism in Eukaryota, Viridiplantae, Streptophyta, Magnoliopsida, Alismatales, Araceae. The record is from the annotation of a GenBank genome assembly.